Messenger RNA from Clunio marinus, 2994 nucleotides. NCBI's taxonomy places the organism in Eukaryota, Metazoa, Arthropoda, Insecta, Diptera, Chironomidae. The record is from the annotation of a GenBank genome assembly.
UCGAGAGAAAAGACUUCGCAAAAAAAAUCAGACUUCAGUUUAAUGUUCAACUUCAAACUUAAAUCACCGGAAAAGAAAAAACUUAAGAUAAAAUUUCACAAUUCAGUCUUCUAGUUGUUCUUUUCAACACUAAAAAGUGAAAACUUUAAGAAAAUCAUAAAGUGCGACUAAAAAAUUUUUUCUAUCGACGAAAGGAACAAAAGAAAGGAAAAAGGAAAAAUAUAUUACUGGAAAGGAAAUCUACAGUAAACGAUCGUCAAAUUGGAUUUAAUUGCACUAAAUUGAUAGCAAACAUAGAUCGUAGAAUCGAUAAGGCAGCAACGGUUAUGGCAACAUGGACAACGAACAGCCCCAUCAAGAACUCGUAAAAUGUGUACUCGUCGGAGAUACUGCUGUUGGAAAAACGCGAUUGAUUUGCGCGAGAGCUUGCAAUAAGCAUGUGUCGUUAUCACAGUUAUUAUCAACUCAUGUGCCGACUGUUUGGGCCAUCGAUCAAUAUCGAAUUUACAAAGACGUUCUCGAGAGAUCUUGGGAAGUUGUAGAUUCAGUCAAUGUUUCGCUUCGUUUAUGGGACACAUUUGGUGACCAUGAGAAAGACAGAAGAUUCGCUUAUGGCCGAUCCGAUGUUGUACUUCUCUGCUUCUCCAUCACAAAUCCAAUAUCAUUGAGAAAUUGUCGGUUGAUGUGGUAUCCUGAGAUUCGACGAUUUUGCCCGCAAACACCGGUCAUUCUUGUCGGCUGUAAAAACGAUUUGCGCUACAUGUAUCGUGAUGAAACUUAUUUAUCAUACUUUGGUGAUCGAAGUCCAUUUGUGCGUGCUGCACGAAAAAGUGAUUUGGUGAUGCCAGAUGAAGCACGAGCCGUUGCUAAAGAGCUUGGUAUCGUAUAUUAUGAAACGAGCGUUUUCACAUAUUUUGGUGUUAAUGAAGUGUUUGAGAAUGCAAUCAGAGCGGCGCUAAUUGCUCGCCGACAGCAAAGAUUUUGGAUGACGAAUUUGAAGCGAGUUCAACGUCCAUUUCUGCAACUACCAUUCCGACCACCAAAGCCAACACCACCGGAAGUGUCUGUUCUUACUGGAAGCCAUCCAAAAGAUAUGCUUAACAUGCUUCAUGCUCAAUGUUAUACCGAUCUCGUUCUCGUUGCGGGAAAUAUUCGUUUCGCUGUUCAUAGAUUUAUGUUAGCUAGUAAUUCAAAUGCAUUUCAUAGAUUAUUAAGCAUGGAUUUAACAUCCGAUAUGGGAGCGAGAAGCUCAAGUGAAUCGAGUAUGGUAAGCUCGACAUUUGGUGAAUCAAGCACUGAUUUCAAUGACGAUACCGAAUAUCUGAUAAGAAAUGAUCAGAAACCAGCUGUAAGAAUGUGGGAACAAUUAAAGAGGCGAUCAAGUUAUCAAGCAUUGCCAACGAUAGAGCCAAAGAAAGAUGUUUAUCGUGAUUUGCAUCAUCCUGUUUUUCAUAAUAUUCGAGUCGUUCAGGUUGACGAAGAACGUAAUAGUAUUAUUCAAAACCAAACAAUUGUCUCAUUGAGUAAAGUGAUAACUGCAAAAGCAAUGCAACAAUGUCUUAUGUUCAUUUAUACGGGUACAAUUGAGCCUGAAUAUCUUCAACUUGAGGAAGUGCGACAAGCAGCUGAGUUUUUGGAACUUCCUCAACUCAUGGUUCUAUUGUCCAACACUCAGUCCAAUGAAAGUUUUAUGAAUGAUGAAACAAUCCAACAUUACACGACGUGUAUGAAGCAAAAUUUAGAAAAAUAUUGUGUUGAUAAUGGAAUGUAUGCUGAUAUAACAUUCGAAUUAGAUGAUGGACGAGUGCGUGCCCAUCGAGCAAUUUUAGUAGCGCGAUGCGAAGUGAUGCGUGCGAUGUUGAAUGGCGACUUUCGUGAAGCUCAUGCACAUACAAUUUGUUUGCCUGGCGUGACUGAGUACACAUUCCAUAAACUUUUGUGUUAUCUCUACACCGAUGAAAUUCCACCAGUUUCUGCCGAUAAAUGUUUAAAUCUUUUAGAGCUUGCAAAUCGAUUAUGUUUGCCGAGACUUUUAAAUCUAAUUGAAUGUCGUGUCAUUGAGAACUUAACAAAGAUAUCACAAAGUGAAACAAGCGAAGCUGUUGAGCUUUGUUUGAAAUUAUUAGAGCCAGUAAAGCUUCACAAUGCCCAUCAACUCGCUGAGUGGUGCAUGUCUUAUUUAUGUGUCAAUUACAACAGCAUUUGUCGUCAUUCUCCGAAAUCUUUGAAACAACUUCAUCCAGACAAUCAAGAAUAUUUACGAGAAAAUCGUUGGCCGCCAGUUUGGUAUCUGAAAGAUUAUGAUUACUAUCAGCGUUGUAUGAAGGAACAGAAGCUUGAAAUGAACAUGAACAAGAAGAAUUGUCAGAAUGACAAUGGUGGUUGUUUGUGCUUUUCAGGUGGCAAGUCAAAGAAUCGAAGUGAUGGAGCGACGAAGAUUCCAGCAUCGCAAGAUAGCACUACUUUAUUUCAAAGCAAUCCAAAUUCAGUUGAUCAAUUGGAUCUUGAGAUGGCUGACCUUUGACAUCCGGCACAUGGGCAGUGGAGGUAUUGACAAUGAAAAAUCAAUUUUUAAGUUAAGAUAGCGUUUAGUUAAUUAUUUUUUAUAUUUAUCACUCAAAGUUGAAUCGUACGAUUGGAAAACAUUUAUUUUUCUUUCUUUCUCUUCUCAAUCUUCUCCCUGUUUUCUUUUUUCAAAAAAAAAACUCGAAUUUACAUUUCAGAUCAAUCAGAUUUGUUGUGAUUCUGCCCGUGUUGUUGUGUUUAAUCUGUUCGGUGUUAAGUAUUCUGAUUAUUUUCCAAAUCUACACCUAAUUAAUCUUUUUACGAUAAUGAGGGAAUUGAAACAUAUUUAAGUUUAUGUUCUGGAUAAAAAUCAUGCCGUGAAAUGUUUAGAAACGAUUCCAGGUAAUCAUUUGAGCAAUAAGUGAACGAAGUUCAAAGAAAGAUGUGAUGAAGCAGCCAAGGAAACAGAAUUGAAUGUUGAAGAAAGAA